AUGAAGAUUCUGCGUCCGUUUAGCCGAUCUCUUCAUAAUUAUGUGGCUUCUUUGGCGUCUGGUCCCAAGGCUCCCUUUCAGACUCAGUUCUCGGCAACAGGAAAGCCUGCAGCAUUUGAAAAGAAUAUGCCAGUAUACAGACGCACAAAAGCAUGGGAAAAGGAUGGAAUGAAGAAAGAGGAGUGGUUUAAAAAAAAGUAUGCGGGAAGACAUGCAGAGGAGAAAGAGAAAAACGCCGAGAGAGAGGCAAGGUACAAGCAAGGAGUGAAACAGCGUAACUCGACGAGUAAGAUGAGUAUCAAACAAACGGUUUCGAAGCUUCAAUUGAAUCAUAUGCAAGAUUAUUUAUACGGAACGAAUCCCGUUUUAGCUGCUCUUAGUGCUGAUUCCCGGGAGAGCUUUGGAAAAUUGUACCUUCAUAACCCUAAAGACACAGACAAGAUUAACGAAAUACUGAAGAUUGCCGAAGAGAAAAACAUUGAAGUGGUUUCAGAUGCUUCUAAACAAGACCUCAAUCAAAUGGCAGACAAUGGUGUUCAUAAUGGUGUUGUUUUGGUUUCUAGACCAAUGCAAACAGACGAUUUAGAGUGUCUUUUGGCCUCCACCAAGGAAUCUAUUGUCGUAAAGAAAAAAGGCUUUGAUACAGCAUAUCUGGAGGAAAUCGACAAACGUACAGAUCCUGAAAGAUAUCCUAUUGGUCUCUAUUUAGACGAGAUUUCGGAUCCUCAUAACGUGGGUGCCAUUCUCAGGUCUGCAUACUUCUUAGGAGCAGAUUUUGUCGUAAUGUCCGAGAAGAACUGUGCAUCUCUAACACCACUAGUUUCGAAAACAUCUUCUGGAGCCAUGGAAUUUCUUCCAAUAUUUUUCUCCGCCAAACCGUUGAAGUUCUUUGAAGACUCUUCACAUAAUGGCUGGUCAAUAGUCUCUAGUUUGGCCCCUUCUCAUGUGAAUAAAUAUCCUAUCGAGACCAUUUCUCAGGAUGACCUCGGGGAUUUGUCAAUGAAUUCUCCGGUACUAUUGGUGGUAGGCUCGGAAGGUUCAGGUAUAAGAAGGAAUUUGAUCAAUAGGUCAACUUACGUAGUCGGCCUCGAGGCAAAGAGACUUGAGCUAGAUGAAUCUGUCGAUUCUCUUAACGUCAGUGUGGCGACGGCUCUACUCAUUUCAAAGGCUACCAAUUAA
Messenger RNA from Brettanomyces nanus, 1179 nucleotides. RefSeq lists its product as uncharacterized. Gene Ontology annotation, biological process: rRNA methylation. NCBI's taxonomy places the organism in Eukaryota, Fungi, Ascomycota, Pichiomycetes, Pichiales, Pichiaceae. Bases 1 to 1179 code for a protein of 392 amino acids. The transcript has a single exon. Gene Ontology annotation, cellular component: mitochondrion. The record is from RefSeq and is a predicted model, not a curated record. Gene Ontology annotation, molecular function: RNA binding; RNA methyltransferase activity.